GUGUGAGAGUGCAACCCCGCCAUGUCGACAUCCGGCGCUCUGACAGGAUACUACGUUGACGCUCUUAUUUUACCGGAGAACGAGGAGACUCGCUAUUCCUCAGGCUCAGCGCUCAUCCCGCACUCCAGGCCUCAUGUUCUUCCCACAGACCACACAGAGCUUGGUCCCUGCACAUUCCCAGCAAAGCAACCUGUGUAUGGUGGCUCCGGUUGGGGCAUCCCAACUCAUUUUUCCAGUGGUGUGCCAGCAGUGUAUCAGCCGCAUACGCAGCCUCCUGUAGCUGGGGAUUACGUGCAGUCUUGGCUGUUGGAUUCUACUUGUGGUCUACCUCUCACUGAGCCACCGGCGGUCCAUCAUAAUUUUAAUUCCAAACCUGAUACACACAGAACAAAUUAUGAAGGCGCACAGGCCAGUUCACAUGCUGUGCAUCCUCCUGGGGACUUCGUUAACGGCGGAUGCUCUACCAAGCCAGAGACAGGGCGAACUGUAGACGGGGACGGUGAGAUUGAAGAGAAACCAGUCGCUGACCCAGACAACCCUGUGUCCAACUGGCUUCACGCGAGCUCUUCGCGUAAAAAACGCUGCCCUUAUACUAAGCAUCAGAUCCUCGAGCUGGAGAAAGAGUUUUUAUUUAACACUUACCUCACGCGCGACCGCAGGUACGAGGUCGCGCGUCUCCUGAACCUUACGGAGAGACAGGUCAAAAUUUGGUUCCAAAACCGCAGGAUGAAGAUGAAAAAAAUAAACAAGGACGUAACGAAGGACGAUCCAGAGUAAAGCACUUCGUGUAGGUGAGGAUGAGGAACGAUCCAUCCAUUUGGUUGUUGGACCAAGUUUUUACAUUAGGUCUUGUGUCAUUCCAUUCAAGCAAACCAUAAUUGUCGAUUGUCUUAUAGCAUGAUAGGGCCUAGUCGUGGGAUUAGGCUCAUUGUUUGUCAUAUGUUGUUCUGUCUUGUUUAAAUUUUCCUUAAUUUCCAACCUUCUUGCAGCUCUGUAUUUCACUUGGGCCCUGUUUUUUUAUUUUUUUUUAAGAAAGACUGAACACGGAGCAAUGUGUGCUAUUCCAUUUCGAUUGCAGCUUAAUGUGUAUUUCGGACAUCUUAUUAAUAGUUUUCUUAUAUGUUCUUUAGCAUGUUACUAAAUUUAAAGUGGGGGGAUUGGGUCCAUGUUUAUGUUAGGUUACAGCUAUAGGCUGUAUGAGGCUAUGGUCCUCACAUUUCUUUUGUAUGAUACAAAAUUAAUUAUAACAGCUGAUGACAAAUAAUUUGCAAACACAUGCCACUACCUACACUCGACCAUGUAUUACUUUUUUAAAAAUUGACCAAAAUCUUCACGCCAUAUCAGCCGAAACAAUGGCUUUGACUGAGGUUUGUGAACAGAAAAUGGUUAAAUUAGAUACUGAGCUGUAGAAAUAAGCACUGUAGACAACUAUACAAAUACCUCAUGGUCUGUUGACCGUCAUGAUUUUGUUUUGAUUACUUUGAAACUUUUCAGAUGUAAUUUGUGAUUUUAUUUAUUGAAUAAUAAAAGCAAAUCAUAUCUCCAAACAAGUCUCCAAGACAUUUUAAUGGAAAUUAAGUUGAAAGGUAUAUUACAGAUUACUUUGCAAACUUAUACGAAUUAUUUUUUUGUAUCUUCUGCUUCUCUAAAGGUCUUUUGGUUUAUGGUUAGUUAUUUUAAACCAAGAUUUUGGUUUGUCGAAUUUGAUGGAAGGGCUAUAUAUAAAUAAAAAUGAAUUAUUGAGAAAGAUUAUCCUACUUUUGAACAUUCGGACAGAUAGAUUUUCGACAUAAUUGUUAUCUUAUAACUAACUAAAAACUAAGGAGCCACAUAAAACUUGCCGUAAUCAGAGAUAAAUAUAAUGUUCUCUGUCUACAGAAAAACUAUUCCUCUCAGCUUUAAAGCUAAUAUACACGAACAUACUAAUUUUAUCUUAAUCAGCAUUUAGAUUUUUGCCCAUGUGCAUUUACUUUUGAGGAAUGCGUUCUAAAGCGAGUUUGAACUCGGGGAAAAGCAGUCUUAAGACCUGGCAGAUGAGGUUGUUAGCUGCAUGCACUACCAUAAAAGACAAUUACCGCUAUAACAGUUUAUGGGGUGCAAAGCGCUGCGAGGCGAGAGAACGCAACACAACAGAGUUGAUAUGAGGCUCGACACAUGAGGCCAGUAAUUUAUGCGUCAUGCGUUCAUGGAUCUAUGGAAUUAAAAAAGAACGGACCAGCGUAUUUGCCUCCAUGACGGUGUACUUUUGCUAUUGACUAGCCUAUAAGGCUGCCAUUCUAGAUGCGGUCUGUGUCAGACAGACCUCAAAACCAAAAACACAGAUAUUUUAUAAAACGUAAACGGUGCAGCGUAGUAGACGUUAGAUGAUGGUAGGCAUAGUUAUCACGAAUGAACGUUAACUUCAAAGGCCUCAUGUAGGAGCCAUGAAUCGUAGACUCGGCAACACUGUCUGGCAUUCCGCGUUCAAUGGCUUUAUGGCCGCCCAGACACAAUUAGACCGUUUCCAGAGGCCUAGUUCCCAUUUGGAGAGGUUUUCCCCCCUUAUUCCCCACCUGCCUUCAGCGAGACUCGACAGUGUGCACAAAAACAGCGGAAACAAUCUAGUUUUAUUGGCCUCUUUGAUUACAUUUCGCCCUACGGCACCCUAAAACCCCCUUUGUGCAGACCUAGAAGGUAUACACAGCAAAAUGGAAGCUUCUGUGCAGAUUCACCCGAAAUGAGUAUGUCAAUGUUGAAAAACAUUCCUUUUCAUUCUAGGACAUACUAUUUAGUCUAAAGAUGAGGCUUAAACUUUUAGGUUACAGCUAAAAUAAAACAAUCUAUCGAAACUGUGCAUCUGUUGUUAUACAGUUAAACCACUUGAUGUCAGCAAAACCUCACAAUCGAAGAUAUGCUUUUGCUUGUUUGUGUGCGUAAACAAUUGCAAGCUUAUGCAUUGCUCAGAUCUAUGCUCCCUGCUUCUUUUUAAAACUAUUUUCUUUAACUAAAUGUUUAGUUAUUAAAAUUAAAGCCAACUUUUCCUUAUACACUAUGUUUCUGCUUUUUGCAUCACCAAAUCAUUGUAAUGAAGAUGAAAAAAUCAUUUGUGAAUAAAAAUAAUUGUUAAUAUAUAGCUAAUAGUUUUAAUUUAUUUACGGUGAGUUUCAUUUUAAUUGAUAUUUAAUAUUGAAGUACUAAAAGUAAUUAGUCCUGUUUGUUGUAAUGCCCAUUGCUCUAUCGAAAACUACGUUUUCCAACAUUUUAACUUGGCGUGCAGUGAUACUCUGUUGUCCUUUGGUGUUGAUACUUUUGGCACAAAAACACUGUCUACUUUAGCACUCAUGUUGUUGUACUUAAUGUUUUCCCACUAAGUCUUAUAUAAUCCUUCACAUUUUACAUUUCUCUUAUUAAAUUCACACUUCUAACUAAGAUAUAAGUAAAGUAAAAAACAUUAUUAUUAAACGGCAAAUAUUACUUUUAUAUUUUGCUACUUAUGUUAGCAUUUCAUUUAUGUAAUUGUCUUUUUUACUUAAAAAUCCCGUAUACACACUUUUCUUUCAUGCACGAUAUCAAAUUUUAAUAUAUACUAGUCAACAUUUGAAGUGGAUCAAAAAAGUUUAUCAAAGUUGUCCUAAGACAAGAAUUGGUAUUAGGGAUUGGAUUUAUGUAAACUUUUUUGAAUGGUUUUGAUCCACUUCGAAUGUUGACUAGUGUAUCUGCUCAAUUUGAAUACAGUGAAAGUAAAAUGGCGACUUUGUCGUAUACCAAUAACCCUCAAAAAAGAAGUUUUCCUGUUUUGUUUAAAUUUGAGCUAAAUUGUGUUUUUAACACUCUGACUAUUAUUUUAUUAACUGUUUUAUGUGGUUGAAAAUUAUUAACUUUGAAUACUUAGACUUCACCGUGUUUAAAUUGGAUGCAGAUUUCUUGUGGUCCGGUGAGCUGUAACUAAAAAAGACACUUUCAUUUAUUUCAUAAGAUCUCGUGUGUAAUAAUAUCAUAGUUAUAAGUGAGUUAUAAGAAAGAUCUAUUUUUUUAUAAAAACAUUCUUUAUUUUUAGUUGCAUUGUUUAACAUUGUAUUCCCAGCGUAUUCCUAGCAGAAAGAGGUUUGUGAAAAAGCAAAAUUAAUAUUUACAAAUUUAAAAAUCACUUCUUUCGUUUCUUUAUUCAUAAGCCUAGAUGUUUAAAUAUGUUUUGAAAGUUUUAGUCAUAUAAUUUCUUUUAAAUGUAUCAAUGCUUCUACUUAGAUCGUAGGUUUUAUGAAAUGAUGAAAUUGAACAACUUCUACAAAGAAAGCACUUUAAUUACAAUUAUAGUGGAUAAAACGCAAAUGUAUAUUACAUUUUCAAGAAAAAAGUAAUGUAUAUUUCAAAUGUAUAUUACAUUGAAAAAAGUAUUUUUCUUUUGCUUUUUCAUUUUCAACACUUUAAUCUAAAAACUUUCAAAAGCAUAUCUCAAUUUAAAAUACUGUUUUUCACAUAGCUACUAAAUAAAAAAAGCAAUAACUAUUUUUUGCAUUGGCAUUCAUCUAGUUCAUUAAUAAUUUCAUGGAAUUAUGAUUAUAUAUUAUAACUCGGCUGUAAUGGGCAUGUAUUAAUCACCAGUAAAAUACGAUGCCUGAAGCAAGUGAUAAAGUAUUGAAUUUUUUUUUAAAUUGUGAUGUUGUUUUCCCAUGGACAAUGGGCAUUCUAAUCCUCUUUCUCUGUGUCAAUGCUACAGGAGCAAUUUUUUGAUCUGAAAUGGUUAAAAUAUUGGGGUAUUUAGCAAGGACUUGCAAUCCUCUCAACGAAAUUUGUUAAUCCUCUAAUCACAACGCCAAGCACGUCUUACUUACCAGUGUCGGUGGCUACAGUAUUGUGUGCUGUCACUGCAGACAUCACAUCAUGCAGCUGUUUAUGUAGCAUUUGUGAAGUCGUAAACAUUUUAAUGCCCUGGCUCUGUGGUAAUAAAUUGAUUACUCGGUGCGUCUUAAAUUAGCUGCUCUCCAAUGCGUAUAUUGUUACAUAAUUGAUUUCUCUUAUUGUGUCCGCUUGAAAGAUUUGUAACUUAUACUGCAAUGAAGAAUUACAUUAUAUUUUGCAGCUUUUAGGGACGAUGCUUUUAGGCAUCCAAACCAUGUUGUAAUGAUUUACAAACAUUUAACAAUCGAAUUGUAUAGGCGUGUCGAUUUUUUAGCGUCGAGAACUGCAUAUAUUUCAGUUUAUGAAUUCAUGAAAGCAGUUGUUUUGGAAAAGAUAUGAAAAGAUAUGCAAGCAAUAAUGGGUUAUACUCUCACACCAUUAUCUAUAUUAAUCAUUAUUACGUGAAUAAUAUUUUUAAACAUAGUAAGACAACAUAAUUACGGCAGGUACACCAGCAUCUGCAAGAAUGUAAGUGAACCAUAUACAUAUUAAGAUAGGCGCCAUUUUACAGGAGUAGCUUAAUGGAAAAUAAUGACAGGCUUUUACGCAUUACAUUUUA
Molecule: messenger RNA, 5437 nt
Organism: Misgurnus anguillicaudatus (oriental weatherfish)
Lineage: Eukaryota; Metazoa; Chordata; Actinopteri; Cypriniformes; Cobitidae
Gene: hoxa9a
Product: homeobox A9a
Biological process (GO): embryonic skeletal system morphogenesis; regulation of transcription by RNA polymerase II; anterior/posterior pattern specification
Cellular component (GO): nucleus
Molecular function (GO): DNA-binding transcription factor activity, RNA polymerase II-specific; RNA polymerase II cis-regulatory region sequence-specific DNA binding
Source: RefSeq, a predicted model, not a curated record